AUGUAUUAUCGAAUGAUGUAUUUAUCCAGUAUAUCGGAAGAAUCGGAAGGCGAAUGGGAAAGCGAAACGGAUAGAGAUGAUAAUUAUGAUAUGAAUAAUAAUAAUAAUAGAAACAUUGAUUCUGAUGAACGAACAGUCAGACGAUCGACGGACAAUUGUUUAGGAGAUUUAAACGUGCUUAAACGGGAGAUUGAAGAAGUUCAUCAUGAACUUAGUACACUUGAGAAAAAAUGUCAACAUUCAAUCGUGGUCAAUAAUGAAUUAAUCGAUGUCAAACAAUUUUCAUUCGUAGAUGCUAACGCAGUGAAUGUAAAUGAUCUUGAUGCAUUACUAUCACAAUUAUCCGAAUUAGAAACACGAUUACAUUUAACAGAAAAACAACAACAAUUAUUGAAAUUAGCCAAUGACAAUAAGCCAAAAAUGUUACAAACAACGUUUAAUUCUGAUCAUUCAAUUAUUGAUAAUAAACAAUCAAAUAAAAGUAUCGUUAAAGAAUUUGAUGAACUCGAUCAAGCUCUAUUAUCGCUAACAAAUACAAUAAAUAAUGUUGAAAUUUACAACCAAAUUCAACAUCAUGAAUCAAAUCAUAGUGGAAGUAGUACAAGUAGCGGCAUUGACGACGAUUUUGUACAUACAAGUCAGCAACAUAUAUCGAUUCGAUCUAAUAGCGUUAAACGGCCAUCAAAUGAAAUGAAAUUGUACGAUUGUCCUACACCAACUCGAAAUGACGAAGUAACAAUUGAAGAGGAUGUUGAAUUAGAUAAUUUAUCUGAUAGUGGUCUAUCACAAUCAACGGAUUCUAUUUUUUUACCAUUUUUAAGUCAUUUACAACAAAAACAUGCAUUGUCAACAUCGAGAACAUGUAGUCAAAUAUCAAACACAUCAAGUAUUUCGUGUGAAAAUAUGAAUAAAAACGAUAAAAUUCGUCAAGCUAUUGAAAAGAUGAAAGAAGCGAAUAUUAAAAAAUUAUUUCUUAAAACUUAUAAUGAUGAUAACUCAACAAAAAGUGUUUUAAUUGAUGAGACAAUGUCUGUUUAUGAUAUUAUCAUUAUGUUAUUAAAUAAAAAUCAUUUUAAACCCACAAUUAAUUAUUGUUUAAUUGAAGAAAUACCAGAUUUAAAUUUGUAUCGUAUCUAUGAAGAUCAUCAAAAUUUAAUUAACGAUGGUAUUUUAUAUUGGCCACGAGAAACAAUGAAUCGUAUUCGAUUUCAACAAUAUAAACAUAAAUAUGCUCUAUUUAUUGAACCGGAUAAAUUUUUUUUUACUACACAACAAAAAUGGAAAAAGACAAUGAAAAAUAACAAAACCAAUGAGAAUAAUAAUAAUAAUAAUACAAUUCAAGAUACAUUUCUUUUAACUGAUUAUAUUUCAUCAAGCUCAUCAACAAUACAAAUUCCUGAUGAUAUUGAAAGUAUGAUGUAUAUGAAAGAAAAAUCCCGUAAAAUAUGGAAAAAAUAUUCUUGUGUAUUAAGACAAUCGGGUAUCUAUUAUAUACCAAAAGGUAAAACAAAAAAAGAUUUAGUUUGCUUAGUUAAACUCGAUUCAAAUGAACAAUUGUAUUAUGGUAUUAAUUGGAUAGAAAAAUAUAAAGCACCAACUGAAUAUGGAUUCGCCUUGAAACAUCCACAAAUUCAAAAAAAAUCAACAAAAUAUAUUAAAUAUUUAUGUGUCAAUACACAGUAUGAUUACCAUCGAUGGAUCAGUGGAAUACGUCUUGUACAAUACGGAUAUGAAUUAUAUAAAAGUUAUGAAAAAAUGACUAAAACAUUAAAUUAUUAUCAAAAAAAUGGUAAAUUACCAAUAAUAACAAGUCAACAUCAAUUCAAUUUUUUAUUACCAACAUCAGAUUCAAUAUCAUUAUCUUCUGCAACAUCGCUACCAAUUAUACAACAUCAACAAGAUUCAUUAUCAGUCAAAACACUUGAAGAUAUUGAGACAAAAAAUUCUUUACAAGCAUUUCGAUCAUUGGAUCGUUUAGGAGAAAUAAACAGCUCAAAUCAUCGAUUUCAAUCAACUACAUCGAGCUUACGACGAAAUUCUAAUCAUUCAACAACAACACGUUCUCAAACGAAUUCUCCACCAUUGAUAAAAUCAAAUGAAAAUGUAAAAAAAUCAAAAGAAAAUAUUUUUAAUACAGAUGAACAAUCGAUAUUAAAAAAUAAUAUUGCUAAAGCAAAGUCAGAUGAAAGUAACAUAAAUAUUAGAGAAACAACAAUUGAACAUCCUCCGACAAAUUUGAAUGCUCGUCGUUCAUCAUCAACAUCUAUAUCGUCCAGCAAACGUUUAAUUCCAUUUCUUAAUAAUUGUAUACAAAACGAUGAAUCUAAAUCACCCUUACUUCUACAACGUACAUCGUGUUGUUCGCCAGCAUCAAUUCUUGAGAUGAAAAAUUCAACACCAUUCGCUACAUCAUUUCACUCCAUAAAUCCUUUAUAUGAAACAAAAAUGUCUACAACUUAUAACACACUCAAUGAAGAAUCAUUGAGCACAUCAAAAUAUCGGCCAUCAUCCGUACAUGAAACUUUGGAUCAUGAGCAAAAAUAUAUCAAUGGUGCAUUACCGAUAGACCGGAAAAAAGUCAAUAGCAAUAAUGACGACUGUACUUGGUCUAAUCGAAUCAUUCAACAUGAGAAUGAGAGUAAAUCUAAUGGAGAUCAUUUUCAAAUUGGUCAAGGUGAUCAUAUUUAUGAUGCAUACUACGGAACAGAUAAUAGUUGCCUAGUAAAUCCAUUUUAUGAUCUUCCAUCAUCAACUGUAUUUCGUAUGCCGUUACCAUUACCUAACUAUAACGAUGAAAGAUCAAAAUUUAUUAAUAAAUCAAGAUUUAAUGAAUCUUAUUCGUCGAAUGUAUUCGAAAAAGACGAGAAAGAACAAGAGGAGAAAAAAUACAAAGAAAUCGCCCAAAAAUCUGAAAAACAGUCCUUAUCCUACAAACAAAAUUUCUUGCCACCAAUCAAAGUAACAGAUUUGUAA
This is a messenger RNA of Didymodactylos carnosus, 2973 nucleotides long. NCBI's taxonomy places the organism in Eukaryota, Metazoa, Rotifera, Eurotatoria, Philodinida, Philodinidae. The record is from the annotation of a GenBank genome assembly.